This is a messenger RNA of Hydractinia symbiolongicarpus, 2941 nucleotides long. RefSeq lists its product as uncharacterized. NCBI's taxonomy places the organism in Eukaryota, Metazoa, Cnidaria, Hydrozoa, Anthoathecata, Hydractiniidae. The record is from RefSeq and is a predicted model, not a curated record. Bases 90 to 2132 code for a protein of 680 amino acids. The transcript is spliced from 4 exons.
AGUUUUUAUAUAAAGAACUGUUCAGUAAAAGAGUUGCAAAGAGUGAACGCAAAGAAAGGAGAAGAGAUCUUGAAAAAAAAGUAACAGCUAUGAUGUCUUUUGUAUGGACAAAGCUAUGUCUGGCUAUAAUUUUAUACUGUAGUCAACUCAUCUCAACAAACGAUCUAAAGGAGUUAAAGGCAGAAGUAAAACAAUUAAAACAAACUCUAGAAGCGCUCUCUCGACAAAUAAUGCUGCAGCAAUUUUUCACCGAAGAAAAACUCCGAAGUGAUGGUUUCUCUGGCAUUAAACAAGUUAGAACAACUGAAGGUGGAUCAAAAAACUAUUUCUCCAACAGCCAUAGCGGUAGCGCGUUUGGUGCGAUCCACGAUCACGCUAAUAACAUUCGCACGGUCGGAAUGGGUGAAUUCAUUGGUGUUUUAAAUGGCGUCGAAUUUCGAACUCGGCAUAAUGAUUAUCGCCUCAAUCAACCACAUUCUACAAGCAGCAAGUACCAUGCAAUCGAGCCUAUUGCAUUUCCUGAUGUUCCUAUCGAAGUGUUAUCACAACCAAAUGUUUCUGCGCAAAUUCAGGAGAUGAGAGAAUGGUUUAAGGCGUGGAAGGACAGUAAUCAUUCCAUUCGUGAUUACAGAAAAUAUUUCCAGCCAGUGUUGUGUUAUCUGGAAGGGGCGUGGACAACAAAACGAGGUGAGAAUAUUGAAGAACCUUUUGAGAGUGACAGACAUUUUAUAGAUGCUUCGUCGUGGUUUGAUCUUCAGGAAAAGGUUAGGUUCACAUCCUAUACAGGCACUAAAAGUUUGUCAGAAAACCUGGCGUUUUUACCAACAACAAUAAUGGGGAUACGAAAUGGAUCAACUCCACUUUUUGCGCAAUGGAACUAUCGAAUUCUUUGUCAUAAAUUAGAGACCCAUGUCCCUUUAACUAAAUUACGGCCCGUCGAGGAUGUCGCUUCGAGGAUGAUAAAGAAAUUAGAUAUGGACAAAUACAAAAUGUCAAGAGCUGCUAGAUUCGAACUUGAUCUCGACCCUGACCCAACGAGCACGAAAUUUCAAGAAAAAAGACUGAAAAACAAUUUCCUGGAUAUUCUUAUGGAAGAAAUCCCAGGGAAAAAUAAUUACGCUGGCCAUCUUUAUGACGAGGGAUUCGAUGCAAACGUGAUGAAGAUGGAUGGUUCCGCAAAAAAGGAUGUUUCAAGAUAUCAUCGAUGGUUUAAACUAAAGAAAAAGGAUGCCAUGGGAAGACAGGAAUCACAUCGCGGGUAUACUGACCAAUUUCUGUUUGCAGCGAAAACCACGCAAGAAAGAGUCGCCGGUAUUAAAAUUGAAAUGUGUCAGAAAAAUAAAAAAACAAAAAUACGGGACUGCAUGCUUAGAGACGAAAAAUGGUCGUAUGCUAUUCCGUUGGAAAUUAUUUAUCUCACACCGCUGACCAAGUGGAAUCCGUUAGACAUUCAAAUCAAGUCAAAAUGUCGACGCAGACCUAGAAAAGUAAGACUUACACGUGUUGGGAAGGGGUUAUGCAAUGACAGAAAGAAAGCCAGAAAGGCGUGUCCAAAGUUUUACUACAUCACGCCAAAUCAGUUUUUUUCUGGACUGUUAAGUGACACUGAUCCGGCUGACACUGCAAAUAAUGGCGGCUGGUGUAUGAUUGAUAAAUACAAUAAUGGCGUCAGCGCUCGUGCAACUGGUACACGAAUUUUCUUCCCGGAAAUUCCUGGGAUUGGCAAACUUCGUCAAAGAUUUCCGAUUGCGCCCGUCCACGGAGAAGGCAACCCGAUUUGGAAAAACGUAAACGCUCUUGCAGAUGUUGUGUUAAACGAAAAAACUUAUGAAUUCAUGAAAAAUCCAAAGCAGCUACCCCUAGAUUAUCCGUUAAGAUUUCAACUACCCAUGUCACUAUACAACGAUGACCGCCCACCACACAAUCAUUUCUUCACCUUGAUGUCCUCGGAAAUGCAAGAGAUUAUGAGAGGUUCAUCCGUGGUCACAACAACUAAUUCACGCCAAGGUCAUUCUCACACAAUCAAAGUAAGGUAUAACGAUGAAACGAAAGAAUUUUAUUAUAGUAAGUGUGACGGCCUUAGAAUUUGUUUUGAUGGUCAUCCCAAUCAUUUAACACAAGUGGAUCCUUAGAGUAACGACAAGUUCACCAGAUUUUUAACUAGAAUUCAGUCGAUAUAUUAUGGGAUUACGACAAGAGAUAAUUGAAGGCGAUGAAAACAGAAAAGAUAAGGGCCAUCUUUAUCGUUGCGUUUAUCAGACUCCCGUUACAUAAACAUAACAUUCUUACAGUUUUAAAACGGAUGUUUUUUUUUUUAAAUUCCAACAACUCGAGUUGUCAAUACAAGAAUCUUAGUUUAAGCAAUUUGUAGCGCACCGGAUUAAUGGUGACCGCUGGGGAAAUAUUUUUGAAGAUAUACUACGAUUUUUGAAAUUUAAUUUUGGUCAUCGGCAAAAAUAAAUUCCGUUAGGGUUUUUUCGAGUCGCGAAAUUUCCUGCACAAUACAUUUACUAGGUAAAAAAUCGGACGUUUCUAAUUGAAUGUUUUUACUUUGUGAACAAUUUUUGUUGAUAAAUAAAAAAUAUAAUCAUCUGAUCUAGUGAAUGAUAUUUCCUUGUCUACGAGAGAAGUCUCACAGGACAUACCAAAAAACUUAUCUCGAUUAAACAGACAAAAUUAAGUGUUUUUCCACAAAAUAAUGUUUCCUCGAAAAUAUCAGAAAUAAAAGAUACAAUAUUAAGAAUUGGUAAUAAAUAUAAUAUAGCAGUGUCAAGUACCAACCAAGGUCCCAUGAUUAAGGUAAGCAUUAGGUUCAUUUAUCGUAUGAAAAAUCGAAAAGAUACUGGGACCGAGAUUGGGUAAAUGAUUAUAUAUAUAUAUUAAGAAAAACAUUCACUAAUGACCUCUAAAAACUCGUCAAUGGGAAUAAUUGAAUAAAAAC